CCAAAAAAUCCUGACAUUUGUCUAGUGUUUUUAGACUAAUGCAUGAUAAAUUAUCAGAAUUACAAUUGCAAUAAAGGUCAGGUAAAUAUAAAGAUAAAGAUAUGAGUUUAGCAAAAAUGACUAUUUACUGGCAAUGUACGUGUAUGUAAAUGUAAAACAGGAAGGAAAGAGAGACUAGUUAUUCUUAGAAAAUGUGUAAAAUACCAAUGAGCUCAUGUUGACAUCAGAUUUCCUCCCACAGUGCUCUGUUAGUCUUCCUCAAUUUUCUUCAAGUGUUAAAGUGGACGUAUGUGUAAGAGACAGAGAGUCAGUGUUGGAUGUGAAGAUGGGACACACUUUGCUCUGCACGCUGGGGUUAUUCUAUAAUCCAAAACCUGCUCUCAAUGUGUCUCGUUCAUGGCUGAGUCAGGGAGCCUCCGUCACUCUGAACUGCAGUGUUACAGAUUCAGCAGCAGGGUGGAGGUUUUACUGGUAUAAGGCCGUCGCCAAUCUGUCUAUCAACUCCAACUACAGCUAUGAGCUACUACCCGGCAAGAGCAAUGGGACUGAAAACAAUACCUACGUUGUUAAUGGACAGACACACACAGCAGGGUAUGUGUGCAGGGCUGGAAGAGGAAACCCUGUGCAUUACUAUUGGUAUAGCAAACCAAAGUUUGUCUUGACUGGAGAUUCUCAUGGAACAUCGGUCAAAGUGAGUCCUGACAGAGUGCAGCACUUUCCCUCAGAGCCUGUGUCACGGAGCUGUGAGGGGAACCAGUGGAGAGUGGUGAGGCUCACUGAAGCAGGCCAUCUGUCAAACUGCUCUGACUGGGGCAGAAAGAACGGAUCCACAUGGAUCAUCAAACAUCUGACAAACAAAACAGCGGUGUACUGGUGUGAGUUUGCAUCUGGUGAAUUCAGCAAUGCAGUCAACAUUACUCUACAAAGUGAUAUUAUCCUGGUGAGCCCUGUCCAUCCUGUGACUGAAGGAGAUUCUGUUCAUCUUAGUUGCAAAGUGAAGAGCGGAUCAUUAUCUUCUAAUGUUUAUUUUUAUCGAAAUAAUACUCUCCAAAGGUAUACCAGGGCUGAGCCGAGGAUCUCUGCUAUGUCAAAGUCCGACGAAGGCUUCUACAUGUGUCGAGACGCAGAGAAAAAGUUGCCAUCUGAGGUGAAGAAAGACUUCCUUUCUACUUAGAAAUAGCACUGGUUAGUGUGGUUAUCUAUGAAUGUUCUGUAUGUCUUCACAUGUAUACAAUUGCAUACGUAUGUGUUAAUUCGUAAAGUACGUGCUUUAAAUAGGGUGUAUAUAUUAGGUGUUUAUUUUUUUAUGUGAAACCCAGCUUUCAGCUCUGUUGAAGAAAAAUUGAAUCUAUGAAAACUUUUUUUUGUAGCAGCAUCCAGUCCUGAAAAAAUUAAGAGAUCAUUUAUUCUGCUACUGAUCUCCUGCUGCUAUUCUGUUGCUGCAUGAAGUCCAAAAGUGAGACAUUUUCCUUUUGAUAUUUGAUGGAUCUGAAAUGGUAGUGCGUCAGUUUCUAAUACAAAGAACACCAAUGUCUUUUUUGUUGUUGUUGUAGAUUCAAGGUUUGCAAGGUCGGUACAAGUCUUUUGAACUUGACUAUACUUGUCUACUAUAUUUUUUACCAUGUGUUAUUUUAUUUACAUUCUUAGGACCACACUGUUUCAGAGAACCAAUCAGGGCUUUGCUCCAGAUCAAGUGGUUCAUAUGAAGAAACUCAACCGCAGCUUCCUUCCUCUCAUCUCCACGAUGAAUCCAGGGAUGCGACAUAUUCGGUGCUUGAGCUCAAAAACAUUUCUAAGAAGGAUGAAUCCGGCGAUGUCACUUACUCCUUGAUUCACCUUAAAGACAUUAGAAGGACUGAAAACUCCUCUGCUGCAGAAGAAACGGUUUAUUCUGAAGUGAAACUAGACAAAGCUCCUGGUCCUUGAAGACAUGUUUUUUGCUUAUUUUUUUAUCAAAUUAACAAUUUGUUUGUAUUUUUAAAAUGGAUUGAUGUAUGUUUUUACCUGGAGGUUUUUUUGUAUCAUUUAAAAUAUUGGUCUAUUGUAUGCAGCAAUAAAAAAAAAAUUCAGCAACAA
Messenger RNA from Gymnodraco acuticeps, 2076 nucleotides. RefSeq lists its product as uncharacterized. Gene Ontology annotation, molecular function: transmembrane signaling receptor activity. Gene Ontology annotation, biological process: cell surface receptor signaling pathway. The record is from RefSeq and is a predicted model, not a curated record. Bases 215 to 1174 code for a protein of 319 amino acids. Lineage: Eukaryota; Metazoa; Chordata; Actinopteri; Perciformes; Bathydraconidae. The transcript has 9 exons.